Drosophila biarmipes is the source of this 884-nucleotide messenger RNA. RefSeq names its product mitochondrial import inner membrane translocase subunit Tim17-B. Gene Ontology annotation, cellular component: TIM23 mitochondrial import inner membrane translocase complex; mitochondrial inner membrane. Lineage: Eukaryota; Metazoa; Arthropoda; Insecta; Diptera; Drosophilidae. Gene Ontology annotation, biological process: protein import into mitochondrial matrix. Gene Ontology annotation, molecular function: transmembrane protein transporter activity. The transcript has a single exon. The coding region runs from base 136 to 738 and encodes 200 amino acids. The record is from RefSeq and is a predicted model, not a curated record.
UCGCAGCACCGAUCGCCAGUUCACACUCAUUUCGAACCAGUGAUAAGUCGUGUGUGGAGCUAACGAACUAAAAUUCUUUCCAGUUUUCAACUUCACAGUUUCGGCCGGAUACAUUACGACACGGAAAGCUGCCAAAUGGGAAUGGAGGAGUAUUCGCGUGAGCCCUGCCCCUAUCGCAUCGUCGACGACUGUGGCGGCGCCUUCGCCAUGGGCUGCUUCGGAGGCGGUCUCUUCCAGGGGCUGAGGGGAUUCCGGAACGCGCCGCAGGGCCUGCGCCGCCGGUUCGCCGGGGGAAUGGCCGCGGUGAAGGCCAGGGCGCCGACUGUCGGCGGAGGCUUCGCCUCCUGGGGCUUCAUCUUCAGCAUCGUGGACUGCGGCCUGGUGCAUCUGCGCAAGAAGGAGGAUCCGUGGAACUCCAUAGUGAGCGGGGCAGUGGCUGGCGGGGUCCUCUCCUCGCGGAACGGGGUGGCGGCCAUGUUCGGCAGCGCCAUCGUCGGCGGAGUUCUGCUCUCGAUGAUCGAGGGCGUGGGCAUCCUAUUCACCCGCAUCUCGGCCGAGCAGUUCCGCAACCCCGACCCGCAGUCGGCGGAAGGCUUCGGACUCGGAUUUGGGUCUGCGGCUGCAACUGGAUCUUCACCUGGAUCUUCAAGUGGACCUCCAUCCCGAUCUCCAGCCGGCGAUGCUAACCCUCCCGCGGGCUUUGUGUUCUCCCGGCGUCCAGCGGGCCAGUGCCACUAGCCAUAGCCAUAGCAACCGUUUCGAACUCCCAGUUUCAAUCGCAAGUCCAAUUUUUAUUCGAUCGAUUUCGUGGCCCCCAAACUCGGUUAGGAGUCCAAAUUUCAAGCUUAUGUUUGUAGGCUUCAAUACAAAUUAACUAGAUUUUA